UUUGGGACGGAGGGAGUAUUUGACCAAAAGCAAUACUCAUAAGUUUGACUGAUGCUUUCUAGUAUGCUGUCUAUUUUGAAGGAGUUAGUAUCUGAAAACAUGUUUAACUAGUCCGUUCAACUGUGGUAUUCCAUCAACUUGCUAGGUGAGGAUGUGACACCCUGGACUUCUCUAAGAUCUUUUUAUUCAUGGAUACAAUUAAUACUAUAACAUGCCGACCUGCUAAACAUCCAAUAGUAUGAUCAAUUGUACCUUGCAUACAAAAAACAAGAGCCAAGCGCUCUUGUUUUUUUGUAAGCUGCCAAUGUUGAAAAUUUUGGAUCAAAAUGGCAGCUUCACAUGGUAUGCUUUUUUUUUUGAACGAUCACCGGGGUGGAGAGUUUCCCCACACAUGUUAUGCGAUUCAUUAUUACAUCCACAGUUUCUUAUAAGUCCACACACAAAGCAAGAGCUAAGCGAAUAUUGAUUCAGUUUCAAAUGUUCAGCUCUUGUCUUUUGUAAGCUGCAAAUGUUCAAAGUUUUGGAUGAAAAUUGCAGCUUUACAUGGUAUGCAAUUCAUGAUUACAUCCACAGUUUUUUUAUAAGUUCUGAAAAGUGAAAACUCGGAGUGCUUCAAACAACAUGUUGUGCAUGCGCACUUAUGUAAUCCGUUCUAGCUAAUAAAAUACUAGCAAGUUGUCCUUGAAGGCGCUACUCCUACUAGAAGUAGACUGUUGUAUCUGUCACUCAUUAGCUUGUGGUCAAACAAGUAGAAUGGUGCUGUGAAUGCUGGUCAAGGACACCGCCGGUGCCUGAUGGCUUCACUCCAUUUUUUAGCUCGUCUGUGCCCAUUCUUCUCUGAACUAUUUGGAAGUUUAUGUAAAUAGCAGUGCAAUCUGUUGGCUCCCCACUCAUGAAAUUUCCUUCGGCUCGGGUCUCUUCUUUUACUCCCUCUGUAAACUAAUAUAAGAAUGUUUAGAUCACUAAAGUAGUGAUCCAAACGCUCUUAUAUUAGUUUACGGAGGGAGCAUUUCCUAUGGAAGUACAUGCUGUUGAGACAUUCCUAGGGAACUUUGAUGCCACUAUUUUACGCACCUUCAAAAUGAUUAUUCUAACAUUUUUCUGAAAUUCUGUUGAUUCAACAGCUGAUGCGAUCAACAAAAUUUCUAAGACAUGUUCAAGAAAAUUACUAAUCAUAUCCAGAGAUUCUAAAGAAAUAAAGGAACCUACUUUUGGCUGGUCAAUGGAGAAAAUUGUUUUUUUUUUCUGAUUGGGCCGUUUAUUUGAAAUGUAUCAUUUUUAUAUGUAAAUAUACUGUAGUUCGUAAUCGACAGUUAGGUGAAAAACAGGGAGUCUUUGGAGAAGCUCCAUGGUUCUCAUUUUCUUGGCCAUGUGUCAUUAUCAUCUGUAUGCUAUGCUACCUUAUACCACUCAUGCCCAAGUUCCCAAGUCGCAACAACAAUAAUAAACAAUUGUGGAUGUAACAAUGGACAGCUACCAUAGAACAGCUAGCAUGAACCCCUUUAUCUGAACCAUAAUGCUCUUGUUCAACCAGCCUUAUGAUCUAACCAUUUGUUCCCCACAUGCGUUCUCUCUCCCGAUGUCUUUUCCUUGCUCAAGCCCUCCAAAAUUAUCUGUUCUUGCUCGCAUCGCCUUCACUCUCUUCCUGCCUGCCUGUACAAGCAUGCCCACCGCAAGCAUAGCAGCGACGCCACGGUGCCUAGGCCAGCAUGUGUGGAGAGACUAGCAGCACCUAAAGGGCGACGUGGUUCGUCGUAUAGAACCAACCUUGUUAGUUGAAUUAUUGGUGUAGCCAUGUAUCCUCCAAAGAUCUUGACUCUCCUAUUUUUCCUCCCUUUAACUUAUUCUUCUUCCAGACUUACCAUGAACAAAUCCUUUGCUUUGAAUGCUGAGCUUGGCACCAUAUGGCGGAAUAAUCCCUCCCUCCUCCACAACAUUUCUCCAGACGACAACUUCUCCUUGCGCAUCAUCCUUCCUAAGGAGGCCUUCAUGACUUCUGUUAACAGCUAUUAUAAUAGCAUACCUUCAUUUGCCUGCGGCUUCUUCUGUGCAGGGGCUGUGUCUACCUGUGAUGACUACAUCUUUUCCGUCUUGUUUGUCAGUGUUUACAGUUUUCAUGCUGAAGUGUACUUUCAUUCGCCGGAGGUGGUCUGGUCUGCCAACCGUGAUCACCCAGUCAAAGAGAAUGCUAGUGUCCAACUUACUGAACUUGGCGACUUGGUGCUCUAUGACGCUGACGGAACACAGGUUUGGUCUACCAAUACCACAGAAAUGUCAGUUGUUGCCAUGAAUCUUACUAGAACAGGCAAUCUGGUGCUGUUAAAUCAUGUGAAUACGGAGAUCUGGAGGUCUUUUGAUCACCCAACUGACACACUUGUCACUGGGCAGGUUCUACAAGUGGGGCAGAAGCUCAUGGCAAGCACCUCGAUGGAAAAUCGGGCCAGUGGAAUUUUUUAUCUUACUGUCCUCCCUGAUGGCAUGUAUGCAUUUGCAGGAACUGAUACUCCUCUUGCAUACUAUCAGAGCCCCACUGGUGGAACUGUCAUGACAAACAAGUCAGCAUAUGUUGCACUCAAGGAUGGCAGUCUCGAGGUGUUCACUUGUUUCCGGGAUACAGAGGCACCGGAUUACCAGAUCCAGCUGCCCAGGGAUAACGAUGGGCCGGUGUUUGUGAGGCUAGAGUUCGAUGGGCACCUGAGGUUAUAUCAGAUGCCAAACAACAGUUGGGCGAGUUCAGAUGUUUUUGAUAUAACCGAUCCUUGUGAUUAUCCUCUAGCUUGUGGUGGAUAUGGUAUUUGUUCGAAUGGACAGUGCAGCUGCCCUGAUGCUGCCAUUGGGCAAUCCGGAUUAUUUGAACUAAUUGAUCAAAGGGAGCUUAAUCGUGGCUGCUCGCCAAUAGUUUCACUAUCCUGUGAUUCAGCACAGAAGCCUAGGCUUCUUUCGCUUCCCAACAUCACUCGCUUCAGCGGUGUCUACAAUUGGACAACAAGCGAAGAGCAGUGCAAAUUAUCAUGCUUGAAUGCUUGUUCGUGUAAGGCUUCAUUCUUCCAGCAGUAUGACACCUCUACUGGUUUCUGUUUUGUUGCAUCUGACAUGUUCUCCAUGAUAAGUGUAAAUGCCCAAAGCUAUUCAAGUAACUUUAGUUCUCUUGCAUUUGUUAAGGUUGGGGCUAGACACAAAUCGGUGCUAUCUAAAGGAAAAACAGCCAUUGUCACAGUUGUUGCUUCUUCGCUUAUUGCUUCAGUUAUUGGUGCAGUGCUCGUAGUUUUGAGAAGAAAAAGAGGGGGACCUUUAGAAUAUGAAGACAUCAUCAAUCAGUUGCCAGGGCUACCAACAAGAUUCUCUUUUCUGAAGUUGAAAUCAGCAACUGGAGAUUUCUCGACCAAGAUCGGGUCAGGAGGAUCUGGUUCUGUUUUUGAAGGGCAGAUUGGGGAUAUGCAUGUUGCUGUGAAGAGAUUGGAUGGCAUGAGUCAGGGGGAAAUGGAAUUUUUAGCCGAGGUUCAGACCAUCGGAACCAUCAACCAUGUACAUUUGGUGAGGCUAAUUGGAUUUUGUGCUGAAAAAUCACACAGACUUCUCGUCUAUGAAUACAUGCCAAAUGGAUCUUUGGAUAGGUGGAUUUUUGAAAAGCACCAAGAAGCCCCACUUGAUUGGAAGACCAGAUUGAGGAUCAUAGCUGAUGUAGCAAAGGGCUUAGCUUAUCUUCAUAGUGACUGCCGGCAAACAAUAGCUCAUCUGGACAUCAAACCACAAAAUAUCCUUUUGGAUGAGCAGUUCACUGCUAAGGUAUCUGACUUUGGACUUGCCAAGCUAAUAGAUCGCGAGCAGAGCAGUGUCAUGACUCGGUUGAGAGGCACGCCAGGUUACUUAGCUCCAGAGUGGCUGACGUCUGUUAUCAACGAAAAGGUUGAUGUUUAUAGCUUUGGCAUUGUCAUCACGGAAAUUAUUUGCGGCCGAAGGAAUUUGGAUUACUCACAGCCUGAAGAACGUCUUCAUCUCGUCAGCGUGCUGCAGGACAAGGCCAAAAAUGACCAGCUGCUGGACCUAAUCGACCCGCGAUCCACUGAUAUGCAAUAUCAUCUGGAUGAAGUGUCACGCAUGAUGAACCUGGCAAUGUGGUGCCUGCAGGUUGACAGCCGUCGGCGGCCUUCCAUGACCGAGGCCGUCAAAAUCCUGGAUGGCACAAUGGAUGUUGAAACCGAGCUUGAUCUGGACCUGGUAAAUCUAGAACUCAUGGUGGCAAAUAGAGCGGUUCGUGGGAACAUUGCCGCAACUCUGCAGAUAGACUCCAUCCUUUCAGGGCCAAGGUGAGCGCGAGCUCAAGGCUUGGAACAUGAAGUCGCAUCUAUCCUGUGCAUCAUCACCAUUUACACCCUAAAGUUGUGAUAUAGACAUCUCCUGGUAUCAGUAGUUACAUACUGUAAUGGCCAAAAAUUGCACUUUCCAGGUUACAUUAUUUUUCUUCUUCUUUCAGAACACUGUAAUUCCCUGAAGUUUGUUGAUCUGUAUGCAUCUGUGGUGAGCUUCUAAUCGUCUCAA
Hordeum vulgare subsp. vulgare (domesticated barley) is the source of this 4539-nucleotide messenger RNA. Its product is annotated as G-type lectin S-receptor-like serine/threonine-protein kinase SD2-5. Gene Ontology annotation, molecular function: protein serine/threonine kinase activity; ATP binding. Lineage: Eukaryota; Viridiplantae; Streptophyta; Magnoliopsida; Poales; Poaceae. The record is from RefSeq and is a predicted model, not a curated record. Bases 1795 to 4311 code for a protein of 838 amino acids. Gene Ontology annotation, biological process: protein phosphorylation. The transcript has a single exon.